AUGUUGAAUUAUAGCAUAAAAAUAAUCGGAAGUCUAUUAGUACCCCUUAUUCUUGCCAUUUUUACUGUUGUUAUUACAUUCGAGCAACGAAAUGAAACAAGUAUUCAACGUCGUGAAGAUCGAUACCGGGCCAAUUUGCAACGCGAACAUGAUUUGAACAUAUCUGCUGAACAGCGUGAACUCGACAAAUGGAUUGCUCAAGAGCAACGUAAAAACGACAAGCUAUUGGCUGAUGAGAAACGAAUGGCCGAUGAUAUCAAUGCUGAUAGACAACGAAAUAUGUCUCGAGAUCAACAUCUACAUGACCUUGACAUUGAACAACAACGAUAUGAACAAGAACGAGAAAAAUAUCUCGAUGCUCUUUUACUCUCUUACUACAAUGAAAUCGGAAUUCUACUCGAAAAGAGUAAUGGUUCGUUGACAAUGAAACCAACUAUAGCUGCAGUUGCUCGUGCUAGAUCGUUGAAUGUUAUUCGACAAGUUGGCCCGCGACGUUCUCUACAACUCCUGAAAUUCCUCUACGACGCUGAACAAUUAACAGUUGGUAAUAAUCCACUCGAUCUAUCGACAGCCUAUUUGAAUGAAAUCGAUUUCACUCGUACAUCAAUGAACAAAGUUUCGCUUCAUGGCGUAGAUAUUGUUAAUGGCACCUUUGCUAAUCGACAUCUCGACAGUUGGGAUUUGACAGAAUCUAAUCUUACUGGAGCUAUCUUCAGUGGUUGUUCUCUUAAUAAUAUGUACUUUUACAAAACAACACUUAUCAAAGCUAACUUUUCUCAUACAAAACUUGUUUCGACAACAUUCAACCAAUCGGAUCUAACUGAUACUACUUUUGUCGGUGUCUCUGGUUCUGAAAUUAUGUUCAAUUAUGUGAAGUUGGUUCGAGCUGACUUUAGCAAUGCUCGGAUUGAUGAAGUAGGAUAUACAACGUCGAAUCUUGUGAAUGCAAACUUCUGUCAAGCUAAACUUGUACCGUCUUCUUUUACGAUGUGCAACAUGACGAGAACCAAUUUGUACGGUGCAGAUCUUCGCUAUUCGAAAUUGGUUGGCACUGUACUCGAAUACGCCAAUUUAGUUCGUGCUGAUCUUACUAACAUCGAUUUUGGGUGGGUUGAUCUCUCAUACGCAAAUUUAACAGAUGCAAAAGGACUCAAUGAGCAUAGUUUUGACCAAGUGCUUUCUAUUCAUCAUGCCGUUCUUUCAAACGGUACACUCGGUCCUAAGAAACCUUUACUGCCUUUGAAAAACGGCGAAGCACAAUGCAAUGUCUCAUUACACGAUAAUUGGAUAAUCGAAAAGGGUGAAAUCGUUGUUCAACCUUCUUCUGACUCCAACGAAUCAUUAAAUUGUAUUUUCACUCCGAAUCUAUCUUCAUCUCUUCCUGCAUUAAUGUCACAACGUUUUCUAAUACCUUCAAAAUACGAAGUGCUCUUGUAUGGUGAACGUGCCAUUGCCGUUAUUCGAGCUGAAAUGGGUAUGAAAACACGAUGCAUACUUGGUCAAUACGAUGAAAACGGCUACAAACUAGAUGCAUAUGAAAUUUUUACUGAUGAAGAUGGUGAAACAACGAAUACAGUGCAGAAGCUGCAUAGUGAUGUAUACGAACUAGAAGUGACAGUCGAAUUCGAAAAGAAUGAAGAGAAAAGUGAAGUAGAUAGUAAUAUGCAGCAACGAUGGUGUGAUAAUAUUCAAAUCAAUAUUCAAGUUCACCUUGGUGUUCCUUCUUAG
This is a messenger RNA of Rotaria sp. Silwood1, 1728 nucleotides long. The record is from the annotation of a GenBank genome assembly. Lineage: Eukaryota; Metazoa; Rotifera; Eurotatoria; Philodinida; Philodinidae.